This is a messenger RNA of Pararge aegeria (speckled wood butterfly), 2678 nucleotides long. It is a transcript of the gene mrn, whose product is annotated as general transcription factor IIH subunit 4. The record is from RefSeq and is a predicted model, not a curated record. Gene Ontology annotation, biological process: nucleotide-excision repair. The coding region runs from base 88 to 1518 and encodes 476 amino acids. Gene Ontology annotation, cellular component: transcription factor TFIIH core complex; transcription factor TFIIH holo complex. The transcript is spliced from 11 exons. Gene Ontology annotation, molecular function: double-stranded DNA binding; ATPase activator activity. Lineage: Eukaryota; Metazoa; Arthropoda; Insecta; Lepidoptera; Nymphalidae.
UCUGUGGUGAUUGUUUUGAGUUUUCGCUUUCUUAUUUUGCAAAGUUUUACUUGAAAUACAAAUUCAUGAUUUAAAUUAGUUUUCAUAAUGUCAGAGUCGUCUAAAUCCUCAAAGUCUUCAAACUUGAACCCUUCGCCUACACUCCAAUGCAAGGAUCUUCACGAGUACUUGAAAAGUCGUUCAGCUCAAUUUUUGGAAACCUUGUACAAUUAUCCUACGAUAUGCCUAGCAGUUUACCGAGAACUUCCAGAACUGGCAAGGCAUUUUGUUAUAAGGCUUCUGUUUGUGGAGCAACCUGUCCCACAAGCUGUUGUGGCAUCAUGGGUCACACAGACACAUGCUAAGGAACAGAGCAAAGCAUGUGAAGCACUGUCAGAACUGUUUGUGUGGCAGGAAGCACCCAUCCCCGGAGGACUCCCAGGCUGGAUGCUCUCUCAAUCUUUCAAGAAGAAUCUGAAGGUUGCUUUACUGGGAGGGGGGCGUCCAUGGAGCAUGUCAUCAUCACUAGAGCCAGAUGGCAAAGCAAGGGAUGUUGCAUUCCUGGAUGCUUAUGCGCUGGAGAGGUGGGAGUGUGUGCUGCACUAUAUGGUGGGAUCAGCACAGACCGAAGGCAUCAGUGCUGAUGCUGUUAGAAUCUUAUUGCAUGCUGGACUUAUGACUAGGGAUGCAGAAGAUGGUUCUGCAGUCAUUACUAGGGCUGGCUUCCAAUUCCUUCUUCUGAGUACAGCUAAACAGGUAUGGCUGUUCCUUCAGCACUACCUGCACACGGCCGAGAAGAGGAGCUUGAGUGCGGCCGAGUGCCUGGCCUUUCUGUACCAGCUCAGCUUCAGCACCUUGGGGAAGGACUACAGCACUGAAGGCAUGAGCAACAACAUGUUGGUGUUUUUGCAGCACUUGAGGGAGUUUGGGCUCGUGUACCAGAGAAAGCGUAAGGCGGGCCGCUUCUACCCGACGCGGCUGGCGCUGAACAUCACGUGCGUGAAGGACGGGCUGGCGCCGCUGGACGCGGCCGCCAACGCGGGCUACAUCAUCGCGGAGACCAACUACCGCGUGUACGCCUACACGCAGAGCAGCCUGCAGGUGGCGCUGCUGGGACUAUUCACCGAGCUCAUAUACAGGUUCCCCAACGUGGUGGUGGGCGUGCUGACGCGCGAGUCAGUGCGCGCGGCGCUACGCGGCGGCAUCUCGGCUCAGCAGAUCAUCCGCUACCUGGACCAGCACUCGCACCCGCAGAUGCUCAAGUCGGACACGGGCGGCGUACGCUCGGCGUCGGUGCUGCCGCCCACGGUGCUGGACCAGAUCCAGCUGUGGGAGAGCGAGCGCAACCGCUUCACCUACACCGAGGGGGUGGUGUACAACCAGUUCCUAUCGCAGGCGGAGUUCGCAGUCCUACGCGACUACGCCAAAGGCGCGGGCGUGCUGACCUGGCACAGCGAGCGCGCACGCACCAUGGUGGUCACGCGCGCGUCCCACGACGACGUCAAGCGCUUCUGGAAGAGAUACUCCAAGGCCUCUUAACCGCGCCGACCAUCAGCGUGGGGAACAGACCGCGAAGGCUUCAAGUCUCAUUUUACCGGCGAACAUUACCGAACAUUACAUAUAUUUGUAAUUAUUAUUAGGUCAAAAAGAUGGUAUACUCUUUGGGUAAGAUAAUACGAUGGUGUUUGUAUUGUCUUUGUUAUUCAUCGAUGGGAUUACCCAAAGAGUAUACAAGCACUACGGCAGACCAUGUUCGUAGUAUCGCUUUGGGUAGGUACGGAAAAUUAGUGUUGCAGUAUUUGGUACAUUGGCACCUUGGCAGUUACCUAAUGCCAUGGCGUUGCAACACAGAGCUGAGGAGGUAGCCCAUUGUCCACAAUGACACAUCAUAAUUGUUUAUUUAAGUGAACGGUUUAAUAAGACCAUCCAACAAGUUUCAAAUUGGUAGUGUAUACAAAACGUGUAAAUUGACAGCGCCCACCGCUUCACGACUGCCAGAAACUGAACUGGCCAGUUCUCAACCAAUAUUGGUUACCACAAAUAGAAACACUGGAACUUGUUUAACCUCGCCGAUGCAGUGACACAGUGGCGUGCACUUCAUAAAGCAAAAAAGCACUGCCCAUCCUUAAUACCUAUUACCUAUAUAUACCUAUUUUUUAUAAUACCUAUCAGAGAAGUAUCAUAAAGAUAAAGUAAAGGUCAGAUGUAACUGAUUAGGAUGAAAGAAUAUUAAUUUUCAGUCUAUGUCGUAUAUUAUAUUUUAUUUAUAUGUGACAAAUGGAAAAAAAAUUAUGUUGGUAUAGGUUAAGUUAAUAAACAAGACUGUAAAUAGUGUAAAUAUUUAAUUUUGUUUUUUUUUAAUAUCUAUAAUAUCCUGGAACUAUGGCGCUAGUUGUGCACUACAGGGUAAUGCUGCUGAUAUUAGCACUAUUUUCAAGUUGCAAAAGAAGAAGGAUGUUGGUGGGAUCUACAAAAUGGGUCCGAGAGAGUCUUUGACAGAUAAAUUUUAAAAUUUUUAAAAUAAUGACAGUGUAGUCAAUACAUAUUUGAAAAUUUAAUGAAUGUUUAUAAAAUUCUAUAUUUAAAACUGUGUGACUGCAAUAAUUUGAAAAUUAGAAGUAAGAACCAACUUGCACUGCAAUACACUAGGUUACAUAAAAUUCAUAAUUCGUUUAAAGGAAAUAGCAAAAAUUUUUACA